CUGCUUGGCUCUUAGCGCCGAGCGGCCGCAAGUCCGUUGACCCCACCAGUGCUGCUGGUCCCGCGUUUCAGCCCAUCUUAGGCGGGUCCAAGUCCAACACCCACUGCAACAUUCCACUUGAUCCCCGUGGGUCAUCCAUCCCAUCGACAUUGAACCAAACACGUCGGGUCAUAAAGGUUCUCUUUUCCCGUCCCUUUCCUUUUCAAAUCCCACUUCAUCGUUUCCCUUUUCUCACUCGUUAAUAGAAGGGCAGACGGUACGUAACAUGGAUCAACUCAAACACACCCUCGCCGGCCUCGGCGAAUUCGCCAAAGAGAACCUACCUCCCCAAGUCACCGGGACCGUCACCGACCUCACCUCUUCGGUCCGCAGCAGGCUCACUCUCGGCUCCCGUCGACGCACGCAGCCAAUCGACGAUGAAGAAGCAGGCGACAUCAUCCCUUUGGACGCCCACGCCGGCGGCGGCCAUUCCACAUGCAAGCACGGCCCGCAGCUCCGCGUCUCCCCCGCUCUGCAGUCCUUCAUUGCCAGGAACCAUAUUUUGAGUUCGGGCGAAACCGUCGCCGACUUGCUUGCCAAGUCCCAUAUUGCCGUCCCACGCGAGGUAAUCAACAGGGACUACCCCCUACCCGAGUACUUCGUCUCAAGCAGUCACAACACCUACCUCUGCGCACACCAACUCUUCGGUGAAUCCUCCACCGACCCCUAUCGACACACCCUCCAGGCCGGCUCAAGAUGCGUAGAGAUCGACGUAUGGGACAACCCCGACAACCUGGACGAACCCAAAGUCACGCACGGCUACACCUUGGUCUCCAACAUCCCGUUCCGCGAAGUAUGCAAGAUCAUCCUGCAAGUGGUUGAGGAAGAGGAAGAAUCCGGCGGCGGGGGCGGCGGCGGUGCGCCCGUGUUGAUUUCGCUCGAGAACCACUGCGGCGCUCAAGGACAAGAGGCGCUGGUACGAAUCAUGAAGGAGGUAUGGGGGAGGCACUUGUUGGACAAGCCGGUAGAAACCGAGUCGCACAUUGAGCAAGACCAACAUGUUCGUCUUCGCGACUUGGGGUCGAAAAUCGUGGUCAUCGUGGAGCAUCACCUGGUCAACGAAGCCUCUUCUGAUUCCUCCUCCGAUUCCAGCUCGGAAGACGAAGCCGAGAAAAAAGAGAGGAAACAAAGAAAACAAGCCAAAAAAGACACGCCCGAAGCCAAACUCAUCAUCCCCUCCCUUGCCGAGCUGGGCGUCUACGGCCAAUCCGUCAAACCGCCCGACAACAGCUGGUUCACCUCCUCGGACCUCCUACCCUCCAGAGACGGCCCGCACCACCACCUCAUCAACGUAUCUGAAUCCGGUCUCAACGCCCUUUUGUCUUCUGGCAACGGCGCCAGCAUAGCCAAGCACAACGCCCGCCACUUGAUGCGGGUAUUCCCCAAGGGCACGCGUAUUUCUUCCAAGAACCUCAAGCCGCUACCCUUUUGGGGUUUAGGCGCGCAAGUAUGUGCUUUGAACUGGCAAACUUUCGACGCAAGCAUGCAAAUCAACGAAGCCAUGUUCGCUGGUACAGGGGGGUACGUGCUUAAACCUUCUUGGCUGCGGUCCAGCGCGGCGAUGGUGGGAUUAGCAGAAAAAGAGUUUCGAGAGCAAGUGGCGAGGACGAGACGCAGGAAACGAUUGAGCUUGGUGGUGGCGGGCGCGUCGGAUGUUCCCGUUCCUAGCGGCAGAGAUACGGAUAAGGAGUUGAAACCGUACUUGACCUGCACGCUGCUACAUCCGGGCGUGCCGUUUGGGGAGAUGCAGCAGACCAAGAAGAAGACGGAUGUGUUUAGGAAGCAUAAGCUUAGUGCGCUGCUGAUUGGAGGAUUGACGGGGGCAGCAAGUAAAGAGGAGGAGAACAGUCUGGUGACGGAUCCGGUGUGGGAUGAGACGCUGGAGUGGGACGAGUAUGAAGAUGAUGAGUUGGUUUUCUUGAGGAUGUUCAUCAAGAGCGAUGAUUCCUUCUCCAGCAACCCGGUGCUGUGUGUGGCGAGCGUUAGGCUGCUGUAUGUGGAGGGCGUCAAGGGGCAGUGGAGGUUCGUGAGGAUGUUGGAUCUAAAGGGGAGAGAGACGGCAUGUACACUGCUGGUCAAGUUUGAAGUGGAUGAGCUCUGAUUAAAUGCCGGUUCGGCUACCACUAAUACAGUUUCAAGCACAAUGGGAGAAAGCGGGCCAAAAAAGACUAAUAUACAUAAAUGAACUCGUCGUUCUGACGAUCCGUCAAAUCCAAGAAGGCCCGACUUCCAAUGUCGCCUUCUUGGGCUUGGGCGGCACCCGCCGCGUUGAACUUCUUAUCCAUCGAAGCAUCAUGCAGCUUGGCCGGCUUGCCACUCGCCACG
Molecule: messenger RNA, 2364 nt
Organism: Neurospora crassa OR74A
Lineage: Eukaryota; Fungi; Ascomycota; Sordariomycetes; Sordariales; Sordariaceae
Product: 1-phosphatidylinositol-4,5-bisphosphate phosphodiesterase gamma 2
Exons: 1
Coding region: 266-2140 (624 amino acids)
Biological process (GO): lipid metabolic process; phosphatidylinositol-mediated signaling
Molecular function (GO): phosphatidylinositol-4,5-bisphosphate phospholipase C activity
Source: RefSeq, a predicted model, not a curated record